Molecule: messenger RNA, 312 nt
Organism: Echinostoma caproni
Lineage: Eukaryota; Metazoa; Platyhelminthes; Trematoda; Plagiorchiida; Echinostomatidae
Source: the annotation of a GenBank genome assembly
AUGGUGGUUCGAGUCGGACAGCAUCAUCUUCCCCCGUUGUCCAUGCCCAAACCGAUUUGGUCUCGUACAGCUCGAUACGCGUUGAGUCCAGCUCUGCGCAGAGCCACCGUGUUUCCACCCUCCGGUGCACACCAGUCACCUCUACCAGACAGUUCUGGAUCCGAGGAUGAAGAGAUGCAAACUGUUUAUCAACCAGAAAUACCGGCCAGUACACGAAAUCUGGUCUUUGCUGCAAUCAUUUUUGACGAGUUCUGUCACGAACUGGCCGCAUUGUGUUACAAUCACAGUCUCGAUCGAUCGUUAUUCACGUGA